CGUGCCCUUGCUGCGCAGCCUCGCCGACCCGCGGCCACCUACGCCGGUGCGCCGACGCCGCGACGCCCAGGCGAAGCGGGCCACGGCGGUGCGCCUCCGAGAGCAGAUAGGCGAGACGCCCGAGGCCGGCUACCUGGCGAGGCGCUGGGUGAAGCCGGUCACGCUGGCGAGGUAUCAGGAGUCGUUCCGGGCCUGCACGACCGCCUUUCCGCGGGCGGCGGCGCCCGAUUGCACUACCAGCGAGUUCGACCUCUUGCUCGAGCGCCAACUGACCAACACGUUCUUCAACGAGGGGGCGAGAGCUCACGAGGCACGCAGCGCGCUGUACGCCAGCGCGUGGAUGCGCUGCGCGUCGGCAUCCAGUCUGCCGGCUGCCCUCAGCGCCCUCGACGUUGGCAAGAGCGAAGAUCCACGAGGUACUCGAGAUCCGUGCCUGUGGAAGGCCGUCCUCGCCAUCGCCGUCGCGCUGAUGCGCAUGGGGCCGCUGGGGCCGUUGGCAGCGGCGGCGGUCCUCCUGUCGUUCGACUCGUACGUCAGAAUCAGCGGCAUUUGCGGCCUCAAGGCGCGGGACGUGGUGCGGCCAUUGCGUGACAGGGCAAGCCCCGAGUGGGCACCCGUGUUCUUCCUCGAGCCCGACGGCGCCAUGAGUAAGACUUGCACCCAGGGCAACAUGAUCGUGGUGGGCGA
Prorocentrum cordatum is the source of this 687-nucleotide messenger RNA. NCBI's taxonomy places the organism in Eukaryota, Dinophyceae, Prorocentrales, Prorocentraceae. The record is from the annotation of a GenBank genome assembly.